Molecule: messenger RNA, 2186 nt
Organism: Gossypium raimondii (Peruvian cotton)
Lineage: Eukaryota; Viridiplantae; Streptophyta; Magnoliopsida; Malvales; Malvaceae
Exons: 2
Coding region: 107-1972 (621 amino acids)
Molecular function (GO): zinc ion binding; nucleic acid binding
Source: RefSeq, a predicted model, not a curated record
ACCGUCUAUCCUGCUCGCGAAUUCUUGUUCCUCUAGGGCGGAGAUUUUUGUUUUUUUUGUAUUUUGAUAUUAUUGGAUGGUUUGAAAGAAAAGGUGCGGAAGAACAAUGGAAUACACGGCGGAGCAGCAACAGUACCAACAGCAAUACCAGAAUCAGCCGCAGGCGUAUGGAUAUGAUCCUUCUCAAUACCAUCAUCAAUCAGCCGCUUCAUACUACGCCUACGCCUACGGCAAUCAGCAACAUCAACAACAGCAAUACCCGUAUUACCCUCCUCAAGAUUCUUAUCCCCAACAAUAUUCCCAGUUUUAUCAAGAAGCCGCUCCCAUUCACCCUCCUGGCGUUCCCUUGGACCACCACAGUCAGCCCACCGUUUAUUAUCCACCUCAGCCUGCGGUGGACCCUCAACAUCAGCAGGGAAUUCCCGUUUCGGGUUCGGAUUCCUCCGCGGUGCCGGCGAAUUAUGCGGGGAAUGUGGUUUCGGCUCAGAGAGAUACUCGGCCUCGUCAGAUGCAAUCUGCAUAUAGGGGUGGAAGAAGGGGUAGGAGGCCUUUUAGAGGGGGCAGCUUGGGUCAUGCUGGUCAUGGCCAUAAUGGCAGUCAGCAUAUUCCUUCAAACGGUGCAGCAUCAGCUAUACCAAAUUCUGCUUUAGAUCCAAAUGGAGCAGCUGCUGCAAUGCUACCUUCAGCAUCAGUUCCAGGUCAUGCAACAUUACCAGCGCAGGUGCCUGCUGCUCCACUCCGGCCACCUCCACGCAUGGCUUGGUGUGAACUUUGCAGGGUUGAUUGCAACAGACCAGAAAUCCUGGAGCAGCAUAAGAAUGGAAAGCGGCAUAAGAAAAACUUGCAGGUACGUGAAGAGCUGCAGAAGCGGAAUGGAGUUAUAACUGGACAGCAAAGUGUGCAAGUGCCUAAUUUGGGAUCAGAAAUUGUUCAAUUGGAGAAAGUUGAGGGAUCUGAGGAAAAACAACAUCAACAGAUGGUUCCCUCCUUGGCUGCCACUACUGACAACAAGAAAGAAAAUGAGCAGCAGCAGGACAUUGUGAAUAAACCUGAAGCAUCGACAACUGGUCCUGCAGAAGCUAAAAGGAAUUUAAGGAAUCCCUCUGAAGCUCGGGGCCGUGGUUUGAAGCGUAAGAUGAGAGGGGGACGAGGGGGUAAAUAUGUGAAAAGAAAUGAAGGAUCUAGAAGACCAUCUGAGCCUCCCAAACCAAAGGGAGGUAUUCCUUUUAUGUGUGAAUUGUGCAACGUUAAGUGUGAAACUCAGGUGGUUUUUAACUGUCAUUUGGCUGGUAAAAAGCAUAUUGCAAAUAUGAAGAGGUUUCACGGGCACCGGGCUUUAUAUGGAGAAGCUGGAGUUCAAGCACUUUAUCCACCUAAUAUCAGUGCUCCACCACCUCCCUUGGUCCCUCAAAUUCAACAGGGUGUUACGGACCCACAAGUAGUUUUAGCUCAGCUGUUGACUUAUGUCCUUAGUCAAGCCCAAGUUCCAGGGUUAGCGGGCCCUCAGGUAUCUCUACCGAUAGCAACAUUGGAGUCAGCACAAGCACCAUUAUCAAGUUCAGGAAACCAGUACCAGCAUGAGUUUCCUCAAGGUUUAUUAGCCACAUCAGAAGUGAGGAAUGGAUUGGGUGUGAUGGCAGAAGCUGAAACUUGGCAGCAACAUACUGCCGCGAAGUCUGAAGCCUUACCAUCUGCAGGAGAUAGGGGAGCAAAUAGCCAAGGUUCAGAAUCUGAAAAGAAUGAAGUGAGUCAGCAACAAUCUUUCAGCGCUAAGACUGAAGUUCCAACAACUGUUAAGAUGGAGAGUGGAGGUUUAGACACAGAGAUUCCCCCCAUGGACGACCCUAUUGCAACAUCAACGUCAAAAAGAGAAAACACAACAGUUGAUGAGUCGGAAUCUAACAAUAAUUUGGAGCAACCUGAGGACCCUGAGGAGGACCCCGAAGAGAAUGAGCAAAAUGAAGCGGCCUAAGUUCCUACGCGUUUGUCCCUCUUAGUGUGGCAAUAAUUUAGGAUUAAACUUGAACAUGAAUUGGUAGACCUCUUUCUUGAAUUUUAUACAAUAAAUUAAUGCCAUGUCAAGAGGUAGAGAAGUGGGGGAUGAUUAGGAUUAUUGAGUAGAAUAACUUUAUUAUUAUUUUUACUACUACUAUUAUAAUGAGAAAGAUACAUAUGCGUUCUUUCUA